Messenger RNA from Rodentolepis nana, 777 nucleotides. Lineage: Eukaryota; Metazoa; Platyhelminthes; Cestoda; Cyclophyllidea; Hymenolepididae. The record is from the annotation of a GenBank genome assembly.
AUGGAUCCCAAGUUAAUAAAAGAGAGGGAGGCAUUCCUCCGUCAUGCAAAAAGUGCAAUUGUGGUUGAGAAACCGCGCACUGUUCCUGCAUCCGCCUUGAGCUCUCAGGCCGUCACGGCGUAUUCUGCUAUUCGACCGCAUAUAUCCACCACCAGAGAUUAUCUUGCCAUGGAUUUGCGGCCGCAAAACCAGGGGAAAUUUAAACUUCUCUCUUGUGUCGUCAAGUAUAUGAAGACUCGUCAUCUUGAGGGUGACUUUCAUCCACUUGCAGUUGAGGAAAUUCUAGAAGAACUGACACUCCUCGAUCAACCGAAAUCUGAUAUUAAGUGGCUCGAGGAGGAGGCUCUUCCUAACAAUCCUAAGAUAAAAAUGACUGCUGAUAAGAAGUUCGUCUUCAAACCGAAGUAUGAUAUUCGAAACCGAAAUGACUUGUAUCAGCUGUUAAAAACUCAUGAGUUAAAGGGAUUGGGUGGCAUUUAUUUUGACGACGUGGAUGAAGCAAUUAAGGAUGCGGAUAAAGUUGUUAAGAGCCUUGGCGAUACUGUUCUACAAAUUGUAACUCCACAUGACAAGAAAACUGUCCUCUUUUUUAACGACAAAUCUUUUGAUCUGAAUGUGGAUGAGGAAUUUAAACAGCUUUGGCGGACUGUGAGUGUCGAAGGUGUGAAUGAGGGUAAAAUUGAGGAAUAUCUUCAGAGAAACGGCAUUACUUCAAUGUCUGCCGAUAAGAAAACCUUCGUAAGCCGUUUUUACUUUCAUUAUUUUCUUUUUGCUUAA